CUUCGCUCGCAUCGAAGAUAUCUGUGCAGUUGCUGUCAGAUGACACUCUUUUAUGAGUAGUGAUGGAGUUUUUUUACCAUUAAGCAAUCGCUCCAUUCGAUCAUAUGCGCCCUCGACAAAUGGAAUGCCUCCGAAUUCGAACGCACGAGUACAAUCAUUCGUACCUACGUUGAUAAGAUGACCUUCGUGUUGCUUAUCGGGAAAAUCGCCGUGGGCUUUCGAUCCCACCAUGUUGACAGACUGUCCCGAUACGCGAAGCCAGUUUCGAAGUUUAUGCCGAUAGCCUUCCAUGUUGGAAGAACCGUAACCUUGGGUGAUACUGGCUCCCAAGGGCAUAAUUCGCAACAAAGGCUUACCAUCCUGGCGAGGAGACAGAUGGGCAACAGUAUCAUCAGUCACGUUCAAAACCUGAGAGAGAAUCUCUUCAUGGCGCUGAACGUGCUGAUGGCGGUGGUGAUGGUGGUGAUGCUGAUGGCGGUGAUGGUGACCGUGAGUGUUGGGCAACGCAGUUGAAGCGUCAAGGAAAGCGCCCACGAAAAAAAGAACUGAAAAAACGAAUGAAUGAAACAUGGCGAGCCUUAGGAACAAUCCAUGUGAGUUGU
Messenger RNA from Periconia digitata, 602 nucleotides. The record is from the annotation of a GenBank genome assembly. NCBI's taxonomy places the organism in Eukaryota, Fungi, Ascomycota, Dothideomycetes, Pleosporales, Periconiaceae.